UCGCAGUUUUGCUGCUACCGGUAAGUUAUAAUGCGAGAGGUUUUUUGUUGCAGACUGAAGCUUGGUCUGAUGUUUGUGUUUAGUUGUGGUUACAGAGCAUGACGAAGAGUCACCAAUUUCCAGCGUUUGGGUGUUGGGAUCACUGCGACGAGCUCCCCAUCACUCAGUACUUCGAGUCAGCAGUGCAGGCUGGGUUGAUCGGACGGCAUUACUUUGGCGAGGAUGGCGAUCUCUUUAAAGUGUCAACACAAGUUAGACCAGCUUACCAUCACCACCACCACAGAAAGGUCAAGAAGGGCGGUCAUGGAGGAGGAGAGAAGCACCUUGGGAAAGAACAGCAGAUGAAGCAAGAAAGGGCCAGUGAUUUGACACUCCAAAUCACCCCAAGAAGGCCUAGAAGAGCUCCCAAGGCUGUGGAUGAGGACCUGUACAAGAUCCCACCUGAACUCCUCCACCAAAAGCCCAAAAGGAAGAGAUUGUUGAAGACUCUGUGGUCAGGAUGUAUGGGACUCAACAGCGUUGCCUGAGGAGAUGGAAGUGCUCAUGGCUUACACAAGCUUCGGCAUCAAAUGGGAUCUUAAUUUUUGUACUUUAGUUUCUCCUGCCGUCUUUUCCUCCUCUCCACCAAUGUGAUGUGAUGUACCAUUCAAACACCAUCAAGAAACAUUUACAACUUGUUUACAGCAUAAACCUUGGAUUUCUUCUCUAUA
This is a messenger RNA of Musa acuminata AAA Group (dessert banana), 710 nucleotides long. RefSeq lists its product as uncharacterized. The record is from RefSeq and is a predicted model, not a curated record. The coding region runs from base 99 to 527 and encodes 142 amino acids. Lineage: Eukaryota; Viridiplantae; Streptophyta; Magnoliopsida; Zingiberales; Musaceae. The transcript has 3 exons.